Molecule: messenger RNA, 1741 nt
Organism: Eucalyptus grandis
Lineage: Eukaryota; Viridiplantae; Streptophyta; Magnoliopsida; Myrtales; Myrtaceae
Product: ethylene-responsive transcription factor-like protein At4g13040
Exons: 8
Coding region: 767-1459 (230 amino acids)
Biological process (GO): regulation of DNA-templated transcription
Molecular function (GO): DNA-binding transcription factor activity; DNA binding
Source: RefSeq, a predicted model, not a curated record
UCUCUUCUCUCUCUCUCUCUUGCUCGCUCGCUCCCUCGCUUCAACCAUUAUACCGCCACCACCACCACCACCGCCGCCGCCACCACCGCCGCCACCUUCCUCCUCUUCCAAAGAAGAGCUCGCUCCCUCCCUCCCUCCCUCCUGUCAAAACGAUACCAGCCAUAAUGGGAAAGGUGGAGAGAGGGAGAGGGAUGGAAGUGAAUAAAAACAAAAGGUGGUAGAUGCAUGAGCAACGACACCCCUCCCCCCUCCCUGUCUCUCUCUCUCUAUCCCCCUCUCUCUCUCUAUACCUCCUUCUCUCACUAGCCAUCUUUCCUUCUUCUCCAAUCUUUCCCUCCGCCAGCUCGUCCCGGAUUCCACGACCAACCCCUCUCGAUUGCCCCUCGGUCUCCCUCCGGGUCCUCCAGUCAAGUCGCCACCUUUAUCUUUCUCCCGGGUCAUUUGUGCUUGGAAGAUAGCUUGAGUUGAGCCACAUUACUCCAGCUUGCAACUCAUUCAGUCCUCACUGGUGAUAAAUUUCCGAACCAAGGACUUCUGCAGAUCAUCUGUCUUGAUCAUCCUGUUCUUGUUAAGUGUGAUUGGCGGAGGGCACAUAUUGUGUGCCCAUAUUCUUUUGGUGUGGCAUACGGCGUCAACUCUUGGUUCUGGGAUUUGUCGGUUGAGUACUUGUUCACGUGUCGCCUGACUUGUUUGUUGGCAAUGAUGUGAUGCAUAUCCAGAUUGAAGAACCAGACCAUCGUGCACAGAGACGAGAUUCCGAAUAACCAUGGUGAGCUUAAGAAGGCGCAAGCUUUUAGGACUCUGCUCAGGGAAAGCUUCUUUCUUGGCUCCACUUCCCAAGUCAUCCGAUGGACAUGCAAAUGAUACUCCUAACCAAAACGCAAAACUUGUGACAGUGCAUCCCUUGCCUCUGGAUGAUGUCAAACCGCCAGAAGAAAAAAUACUUGCAAAAUUAGGAUCCAUGUCUUCCAAUAUUUCUGGUUCUAGCUCUUCAAAGGAGCCACAUAAUCAAGACUUUUCAGGACAAGCAAUCAAAAGGAGAAAGCGGCACAGGAGAAAACAUCAUCACAACCAAGAACCUUGUCUCAUGAGAGGUGUGUACUUUAAGAAUAUGAAAUGGCAAGCUGCAAUAAAAGUUGAUAAGAAACAGAUUCACUUGGGCACUGUCAGUUGCCAAGAAGACGCCGCUCGUCUUUAUGACAGGGCUGCUUUCAUGUGUGGCAGAGAACCGAACUUUGAGCUCUCAGAGGAGGAAAAACAAGAGCUCGCGAAACUGAGCUGGGAUGAGUUCCUGGCAAGGACACGCCAUGCUAUUACCAAUAAGAAACACAAGAGAAGGGUUGGGGCAGGAUCGGAGAAAAAAUCCGAGCCCGAACCGGAGAAUGGUGAUUGGGAUGGCGAAGAAGCCAAUAGCCUGUCGGGUUCAGAAGAGGUGGAGCCAGACACCUCAGUCUCCUGAAAGUUUAAUUUGAAACGAGGCUGAACGAUCAGUUUUAAUGGUCUAGCUCAAGCCGGUCGGCAUUGGACUUUUUUCCCCCUUUUUUUGGUCAUUAAAGGCCCCUAUUAGGGCAUUAAUAUCUUAGAUUCUAAUUACUCCUAGCGAGCUAAUUCUUAUAGCUUGAAGAGAAAUAAGUUGUAAUGUCAGAUAUGUCGCCCCUGCCGAUCAACCUACAUAUAUAUAAUUGCAGCGAGAACUAAAAAAAAUGUUAAUCUCGCCUUUCCUGAAGGAAAAAGUUCGGAA